This is a messenger RNA of Stegastes partitus (bicolor damselfish), 6756 nucleotides long. It is a transcript of the gene camsap2b, whose product is annotated as calmodulin regulated spectrin-associated protein family, member 2b. The transcript has 21 exons. The record is from RefSeq and is a predicted model, not a curated record. Gene Ontology annotation, cellular component: microtubule minus-end. Gene Ontology annotation, molecular function: spectrin binding; microtubule minus-end binding; calmodulin binding. NCBI's taxonomy places the organism in Eukaryota, Metazoa, Chordata, Actinopteri, Pomacentridae. Gene Ontology annotation, biological process: neuron projection development; cytoplasmic microtubule organization; negative regulation of microtubule depolymerization. Bases 527 to 5008 code for a protein of 1493 amino acids.
AAAAGCGCAGAGGAGACACGGCGGAGAUAGCGGGAGAGAGAGGGAAAAACAGAGGCGAAAAACGAGAACAACAUGGACACAAACAGUGCGCUCGGCUCGUCUGAGAAACUGUCCUCCGGUGUUGGACUGUAGCUCCUCUCCUCCUCCUCCUCCUCCUGCGCUUCAGCCUGUGGAUAAUAACACUGUCAGGGAAUGGAGGAAAUCUUCAGAAAUCCUGCCACUAAACUGCGCCGUGCUGUCAGGCUUUAAGGCUUUUUAUUUUUUAUUUUUUCUACUUAAACAGAAGGACAUAAAACUGAGGAUGGUGUAACCGAGGGGCGCCCUUUGGUUUCCAACUGCUCUCCAACAUCAGGCCACGCGUAAAGUUUUUUUUUUUUUUUUUUUUUAAGGAGAGAAGGGGGAAAAUUUGCUGCAUUGAAUUCCUCUGGACGGGAUGUCAUCCGCAGUCGGGAGCAACUCCUCCGGCUGACUGAUCCUCCAGCGGUGAGCACACACACAGAGAACCAGAGAGAGAGAGAGAGGAACGAUGGGAGAUGCGGCAGAUGACAGAGGGAUGAGACGCACCUUCAUCGUCCCUGCCAUCAAGAGCUUCGAUCACUACGACUUCACCAGGGCCAAGAUCUCCUGCAGCCUGACGUGGCUGGUGGCCAAGGCUUUCGGCUCGGAUGCAGUACCAGAGGAGCUGGCCGAGCCUUUCUACAGGGACCAGUACAACCAGGAGCACCUGAAGCCUCCAGUCGCCUGCCUGCUUCAGUCUGCAGAGCUCUACUGCCGGGCGGGAAGCCUGAUUCUCCGCAGCGAUGCUGUCAAACCUUUGCUGGGACACAACGCCGUCAUUCAGGCCCUGGCGCAGAAGGGCCUGUACGUCACCGACCAGGACAGACUGGUCAACGAGAGAGAUCUGACCAGCACGCCCAUACACAUGAGUUCCCACCUGGCGCUCAUCGACACCCUGAUGAUGGCGUACACGGUGGAGAUGGUGAGCGUGGAGCGGGUGAUGUCCUGCAUCAACAGAUACUCCUCGGCCGAACCCUCACACACCGAUGGACACAUCCAGGAGCUGCCUUACGACACCGAGGACGCCAUCACCACCUGGAUCAACAAGGUGAACGAACACCUGAGGGACAUUCUCGUAGAAGAGCAGAAGUUGAGAGAGGCUUCUUUCCAGGAGUCAAACGCUGCAACGCACAAAGCUCGCUACAGAAGGGAGCAUGCCCAGAGGAGCGCUCCGUCGCUCCCCCUGGUGGAGAACCUGCUGAAGGAUAACACAGACGGCUGCGCCCUGACCGCCCUGCUGCACUUCUACUGCCCACAGGCCGUCAGGCUGGAAGAUAUCUGCCUCAAGGAGACCAUGUCUCUGGCUGACAGUCUGUACAACCUCCAGCUGGUGCAGGAGUUCUGCAGGAACAACCUCAACCACUGCUGCCACUUCAGCCUGGAGGAUUUGCUCUACGCACAUGCAUCCGUAAAGAGUAACUACCUGGUGUUUAUGGCCGAGCUUUUCUGGUGGUUUGAAGUGGUUAAACCCUCAUUUGUGCAGCCCAGAGUGUUCGAUCCAAACGCCUGUGAGCCUGUAUGUAGAAAUAUGGCGCCUGUGUCCAGUCCAGUUAAACAGAGCUAUGCAGACAGACCUUCCAGCCCGGAGAACAUCUCUGCUGAAGGUAUAAUGAAGAGAUCUACCUCCAUGUCCUAUGUAGAUGGCUGUGUGGGGACAUGGCCCAAAGAAAAACAAUCCUCCUCUCGGGGAAUCUCCUUUGAGAUUCCUCUGGACGGAGACCCGACCCUGCCGUCCUGUGACGCUCCGUCCCUCCGCGGUAUGACCCGCUCAGCCAGCAGCGACGGUCUUGGGUUCAAAAUUCACUAUGCAUCCCGAGGAGGCAUGAAACGCAACCUCUCCCUCAUGCCCGUCAGCGUAAACGGGCAGAGCAGGCACAUCCCGGAGGAGGAUGAGGACUUCACCUCCCACAAACCCUUGGGGCGGAACAACACAUUCUCAGUCAAGAACCAAAGCAGGUACUCCAAUGGAGUCCUACCAGACAGCAACAGCCCCAGCCAUCACCAUGACAACCACACAGGUCACAUCAGCCCAUCGACCCCUCCGAGCAUCGAGGAGGCCUUGAAGAUUAUCCACGACACUGAAAGGCCUCACGCCAGCCUGGGCGUUGGGGACGAAGACAAUGGCUUCUUUCUCCACGGUGCAGAACCUUCAGACCCUCCAGGGGCCCAAGGUCAAGGAGACGACCUGGGCUCAGCUAAAGCUCGGCUGAAUGACCACGAUCCCAACUCCGUAUCCACGGAUGAAGUGGACACGGGCAUCCAUGUGCGGACUGACGACAUCCAGAGCCUGGAUGAGGACUCCUCCUCCCUAAGAGACUAUUCAGAUAUCGACCCAGACUGUGAGGCCACGACCCGGUCGUGUCCUCUGCCCGACAGGCCGGAGAGAGAGAAAACCAAGGAAGGAGGACACAAAGGGGUCGCCGACACUAACCCUGGGGGUGAAAGGGGAGAUGGAGGUGACAGAGGCAGCCCUUGCCCCAGUUCUGCCCCCACAAUCCCCAGAUCACACACAAUGAGUCCGGCUUCAUCCUCCGGUGGCUCUGGGGGCGGUUUGGUGCGAAUGACGAGCUUCGCUGAGCAAAAGUUCAGGAAGUUAGAGGGAAGGAGCAGUGGAGGAACAACACCAGAGAGCUCAGAUCUCAAUGUGCCAUAUACACACCCAGCAAGAACCAGUCCUUCUCAGAUUUCCACACCUCCCCUGCCAAUCACAUCCCCCUCUCCAAUAACUACUUCACCCAGAGACCCCUCCAACAUCAUCGCCUCAGAGAUGAUUCAGCUGAGAAUGAAGCUGGAGGAGAAACGCAGAGCCAUCGAAGCCCAAAAGAAGAAGGUGGAAGCGGCUUUCACUCGGCACCGCCAGAGAAUGGGCAGGACUGCCUUUCUGAAUGUAGUGAGGAGGAAAGGAGUGACAGCUCCCGUCAGCCCCAGCUCAGGAGGAGCAGAGACGCCGUCACCGGAGCCUCUCACCUCCGGAAAGGAAAACAGCCAGCGCGGCAUGGAGCGGGCGGAGAGGUGCAAGCCGGACGGAGCGGCUCCCAAAACCCCUUGUGAAGAUGGUGGCGGUGUGGCUCCGGGAGAGAUCGACCUGGCAGAAUACACUCGCUCCAUCGAGAGGCUGAACACGUCGCUGGGCUUCCUGCAGACGGAGAUGCAGCGUUUGGCUCAGCAACAGGAGAAGAUCAUGGCCAUGAGAGAGCAACAUCAACAAGCCUGGGUCAUCCCGCCUCCCGCUCCGUCUCCACACAGGCAGCUCCGUGAGUUGCGCAGCAGCAGCGUAACAGGCCGGGGAUCAGGCCGAGGCUCGGUGGGGUCCUUAUCCCCCAUCCUGUCUUCUUCUGGCUCUCCCCGCGCCCCCAAUCGUUCCCCAGCCGGGAUUAAGCGACGACCAGCCUCCUUCCAUGCCAGAACACCUCGAACUCCGCGUCCAAACGACCUGAAGGUCACCCCCUUCAGCCGCAUGCUCAACACCCCCACUUCAGUGGACAGCCUGCCCAGACUGAGGCGUUUCACUCCCAGCCAAACCCAGAUCAGUUCGUUUGCCUACUUGGGCCACGAUGAUGGGUCCCAGGAGACCAAGAACCAAGACACCAAGGACAACAAAGAAAACACUAAGAACAAAGAAGUGACCGUGGCGAAGAAGAGUGCUGGCACUCCUCAGCCUGCGACUAAAGAAGCCAAAGAGAAGGAAGACGAGCAACACGAGGAGAGCGGAGAGGCAGAGACGAAGGGAGAAGUCAAACAAUCGAGGACGUCGGAAGUGCUGCGUCAGCCGGUGUCUGAGAUCCAAGGAGCUGCAGGCAGCCGGGUGAAGGAAGACCACCAGGACAGGAGAGACCUGGUGGAGGUGCCUCUGUCUGGGCUGAAGCCUGCAGAUGGCCGAGGGCCAGAGGUGGCAGGAGAGGGAGAAACAGGAGGAGACGUUUAUGCAGAAGACCAGAAGAUGUGCUGUGGAUUCUUCUUUAAGGACGACGUGAAAGGGGAAGAGGACAUGGCAGCGAAGAAGGCAGCUCUGCUGGAGAAAAGGCUGCGGAGGGAGAAGGAGGCUCAGGAGAGGAAGCAACAACAGGAGCUGGACCAGGAGCAGAAGAGGGAAGCUGCCCGGUUGAAAGCAGAAGAGGAGCAGCAAAAGAAGGACGACGAGAAGGCGAGGAGGGAAUACAUCAAGAACGAGUACAUGAGGAGGAAGCAGCUCAAACUGAUGGAGGACAUGGACGAGGUCAUCAAGCCUCGAUCCGGAAGUCUCAAGAAGAAGCCGCGGCCCAAAUCCAUCCACAGGGACGUCAUGGAGUCGUCUACUCCUCCCGUGAAGGCGACAGGGGUGCGUCCUCGAGGCUUCUCGGUGUCCAGCGUUUCUUUGGCGUCUCUCAAUCUGGCUGACAACGACAGAGACCACCACUCAGAUAACAGGAAGAACAGCAGGCCGGACUCUGCGGAAGGUUUCUCUUCGUGUCCUUCGGCUGGCAGUCGUAACGGAGAGAAGGAUUGGGAAAACGAUUCGACCACCUCGUCCACUCCCUCCAACACUGAGUACACAGGACCCAAACUGUACAAGGAGCCCAGUGCCAAGUCCAACAAGCACAUCAUCCAGAACGCUUUGGCUCACUGCUGCCUGGCUGGCAAAGUCAAUGAAGGGCAGAAAAACAGGAUACUUGAUGAAAUGGAGAAAUCUGAAGCCAAUAACUUCCUCGUGCUGUUCCGCGAUGCCGGAUGCCAGUUCAGGUCCGUUUACACCUACUGCCCCGAGACCGAGGAGAUCACCAAACUGGCUGGCAUCGGCCCAAAGAGCAUAACAAACAAAAUGAUCGAGGCCCUGUACAAGUACAACUCAGACAGGAAGCAGUUCAGCCAGAUCCCAGCCAAAACCAUGUCCGCUAGCGUGGACGCCAUCACCAUCGCCAGCCAUCUGUGGCAGACCAAGAAGCAGGGGACGCCCAAAAAACACCCCAAGUAGUGCCAGAUGGUCGGCCAACGUUUGGACACACUUCAUUGGUUUGGUCCACGCAGAAGAAUUUGUGGAUUUUACUUUUUCAUUAAAAAGGGACACACGUUUCCACUGUUCAAAAUCACAACUGGAAUGUAGAACACACGCGGGCCUCACGGAUGUUGUCGUUGCGAAUACAGAGCUGGCCGUGUCACUCUGAACUGCUUAAAUGAGGCACAAGUGUGUACUCGUCAGCAUGUGUAUCUAUGUUCUCAUGUGCCAAAACAAAAAAAAAACAAAAAAAAACAAGAGAAGAAAAUAAUAGGCGAACCAAUGCCUUACCUAGUUGAACCACUGAAGCACUGAAUGUCACGCCUCUGAACGGGGGGCAGUUUGGUUUCUCUAAGUUGAUCAUGUGUGGCCUUAUGCUUGUUUUGUGUCAUAUGGAUGCGCUGUGAGUGUUCGUGUCAUUUUGUCAGCGCCUGUUGAAAAAGUCCGUUUGUUGCGUGUAAAAACAAAGUCUGAGAUCAGAUCACGUCCCCUUCACGGUCAUUUUAAAGGGCGGCCUGUCUGUGAUCAGACGCAGCAUUUUUGAUGAGAGUUUUGCGCCAUACAGGCAUGAAUUUCUGUUUUUUUUGUUGUUGGUUUUUUUUUUACACGUGACUGAAAAACUUAUAAACAGUUCAAGUUUGUGUAUGUGUGUUUAGUGAAGUGCCAAGAAGAGCGAGGAAAAUACCUCAGCUGGUGAUUGCAACUACUUUCCAAAAGUGUCAAAUGAUGAGAUUACUGAGCAUACGGAGGAACAUCGAACAAUUCUGGAAAGCACCUGCAAUAGACUCUUAAUUUAUUUCAUUUUGAUAAUGCUUUGAAGAUAUUUUAAAAAGCGUCUUAGAUUUUAUCCAGAGAAACAUAAUAUACUAUGCGUAUAUAAGUUAAAAAAAUUAGUUUGUAUAUAAUGGCAGUUCCAUUCAAAAUGAACAAGUCAGCUUGUAGUAGCUUUGAGUAGCUUUUAUAAUUUAUCAGUAUGUCGUCGUUUUUGGGGCCUUUUUAUCGUGCUACAAGAUGCAAAAAGUUGUGAUCACUCAACGGUAUCACUGAUAAGACUAUCAUGAGUAGUAGACUAGAUGGAAAUCCCACACUGUGUCAUCAGUCUGUGCAAUUUAAGAGUAAAUAAUCACCAUUGACCAUGUCGCAGUUAGAACUAACAAAUACUGAAAAGUGUCACUUUAAUGUGGUUAUUGUCUGAGCUAUUAAAUCAGGGUUUACCUGCAAAGUAGUCCACAAUUGUAAAUAAAAUGAAUUCACCCAUGCUAGCACUUACAGACCCUGUCCACUGUUGUCCAGUCUAAUCAAAGAUGUUUCCACUUCAGGACUGUCAUGCUUAUUACUUUUACAUUACUGUUACUUUUUUUUUUUUUUAAAUCAUGCAUUCCUUCAAUAUGUGUUGACACUGUACAGAUAUAUUUUGGCAUAUAGAAGUAUUUUUUGUAACGACAUUUACCUGUUGGAAGCGCGUACUAAUGAAGCAGUACAGGUGUUGAAGGAAGCGUGUUGAGUGCAGAGUGUAGCCGAGGUGGCGAGAUGUGUAAAGUCUUACUGAGGCUUUAGUGUGGUAUCGUGUGAAAUCCAGUGAGUAUACUGAGAAAACCAUAGUAUUUUUUUUCGAAUUCAUUUUCUUUCCAAUUAACAAAAUAUGCUCGACUGUUCAUGGAUUUUUGUUGUUUUGUUUUUUUUUUCUAUUCCUUUGAGCUUUAUUAAAAUGCCAGCUAUCAAUAGUA